AUGGAAGAUGCAGACGAGAAUGAUGAUUUUGAGGAACUGGCGUUACGGAGAAGGGGAUGUUGUUUGUGGCUUCCGUGUUUCGGCCGGCGGCCGGCCGGCGCGUGGGAGCGUAUUCCGACGUCGGAGAGCUAUAAAGAGGAUUGGUUGGGGAAGAGUACGAGUGCACUGAAGAAAGUUCGGGAGUGGUCGGAGCUCGUCGCCGGUCCCAAAUGGAAGACCUUUAUCCGCCGCUUCAACAAGCACCGUUCCAAACCCGUCAAGUUCCAAUACGACCCGGUGAGUUACGCGCUGAAUUUCGACGAGCAGAGUGGUAAUAAUCUGGACGACGGUCAUCUCCCCCGGGAUUUCUCGUCGAGAUAUGCGUCUAUUCCGGCGACGGCCAAAUCGCCGAUGGACCUGGGCAAGGACGCGGAUUCAUUCACGUGA
Ipomoea triloba (trilobed morning glory) is the source of this 426-nucleotide messenger RNA. RefSeq lists its product as uncharacterized. The coding region runs from base 1 to 426 and encodes 141 amino acids. NCBI's taxonomy places the organism in Eukaryota, Viridiplantae, Streptophyta, Magnoliopsida, Solanales, Convolvulaceae. The record is from RefSeq and is a predicted model, not a curated record. The transcript has a single exon.